This is a messenger RNA of Talaromyces rugulosus, 876 nucleotides long. RefSeq lists its product as uncharacterized. The record is from RefSeq and is a predicted model, not a curated record. NCBI's taxonomy places the organism in Eukaryota, Fungi, Ascomycota, Eurotiomycetes, Eurotiales, Trichocomaceae. Bases 1 to 876 code for a protein of 291 amino acids. The transcript is spliced from 2 exons.
AUGACCACUUCGUUCGAAAACUGCAAAUCGGGGACCUUCUAUGGUUUGGGUGGAGACCAAAACAAAUUCCAGCCGGGCGAGACAGUUCUGCUCCAAUGGGGGGCUUAUGACGAUCUAUCCACGCCGCUGAACGUCUCCCUCUCCCGAUGGGGUGGUGCUCUGGUCGGUGACAUACUCGAGGGCGCUUUGUUCAGCCUAGGGGGCUCAAUAUACCGCACAACCAAUUACUCCUCGUCCAACUGUAUCCUAGACCAGUACAACUGGACGAUCCCGUUAUCAUUCAACACGACCGAUCCCCAGUACCUAAUAGGACUUUUCAACGCGUCGACUGUACGUGGUAUGGAUGGGAACGAUCUCUGGGGAUUUAUGGGCUGGAGUCCAAUCUUCUAUGUUGAACCAACGACGACAACGACGACGACGACGACGACUACAGCUGCUGGGACGACGACGACGACGACGACUACUGCUGCUGGGACGACAACGACAACGGCAGCGGUAGCGGCAGGGGCAGCGACAGCGACAGCGGCCAAACCAGAUGCAAAUAAUAACCCGGCUGCCACGACAACAUCGUCGGCCUCAUCUUCGCCGACAUCAUCCUCAGAUUCGGCAGGUUUGUCAGGAGGAACCAAAGCUGGAAUUGGUGUGGGCGUGGCACUCGGUGUGCUUGCGCUGGUAGGGGUGUUCAUAUUCAUAUUUUUCCGACGAAGGAGGGCGGCCGGAUAUACAAACACAGAGACCCAAAAAUCACCAGUCGAAAUAGGUGGGGCAUGGGACGUCAAGGCACCAAAACAACCCAUACAGGUGCACGAAAUGGACGGCAGGGGUGUUAGUGAGCUACAGGAGCAUGAUAGGGGACAUAUUCCCAGAUACAAGUGA